CCGAAGUGCCACGUUGGGUCGGGCUGCGGCUGUCGGAGCCGGCUCGGGGUGCGGGUCGCGGCGCUCGAGCCGGGCCGCGGGCCGUUGGGGCCGUCGCCAGCCGGGAAGCCGGUCCGUGGCGCGCGCGUGUGGGGCCGCCCCGCGGCGGGCGAGCGGCUCCGAUCUGGCUGCGCGGCGGCGGCGCGUCCCGCUCGAGGGCGGCUCUGGCUGAGGGCGGAGGGGCCCGCGGGGAGCCGGGGGCAGCGGCCGAGGCUGGACCGCGGCGUCGGGGGCCGCUGCCCCCGGAAGGGCCGAGCGAGAUGCUGUCGGGGAGCCUGAUGGAGGAGUUCGAGGUGAAGGAGGACGAGCGGUGGUACGACCCCCAGGACCUCCAGCAAGAUCUUCAGCUUGCUGCGGAGCUUGGAAAGACUUUGCUGGACCGCAACACAGAGCUGGAAGAGUCACUCCAGCAGAUGUACGCCACCAAUCAGGAGCAGCUUCGGGAAAUCGAGUACUUGACCAAGCAGGUAGAACUUCUGAGGCAGAUGAAUGAACAGCAUGCAAAGGUUUACGAGCAGUUAGAUGUCACGGCACGGGAGCUGGAGGACACCAAUCAUAAGCUGGUCGCCGAGAGCAAGGCUUCACAGCAGAAGAUCCUGAGUCUCACGGAAACAAUCGAGUGUCUCCAAACCAACAUUGAGCAUCUCCAGAGCCAAGUGGAGGAGCUGAAGGCAUCAGGCCAGCGGACCAAGGGCCAGGGAAGGAGCGAGCAGGAGAAGUGGGAGCCCAACUUCUCCUCCCUGAAGGAGCUAUAUGACCUCCGCCAGCACUUCGUGUACGACCACGUGUUCGCCGAGAAGAUCACGUCCCUGCAGAGCCAGCGCAGCCCCGAGGAGGAGGAGAACGAGCAGCUGAAGAAGGCGGUGGCGGCGCUGCAGGCGCAGCUGGGCGGCGAGCGGCGCAAGCGGCAGGCGGUGGAGGAGGAGUACGGGCUGGUGCUCAAGGAGAACGGGGACCUGGAGCGGCAGCUGGGUGCGGCCGCCGCCUGCCGCGCGCGGGCCCGCGAGCUGGAGGCCGAGGUGGCCGAGCUGCGGCAGCGCCUGCAGGCCGAGCACCCGCCGGCGCGCGGGCUGGAGAAGCUGGUGCCCGACGCGCUGUUCCUGCCGUGCCGCGAGCCCGGGCCCAGCCUGCUGGAGGAGCUGUGCCUGGCCGACGCGCCCCGCAAGCCGCUGACCCGCAGCAGCAGCGAGACGCGGCUCAGCGGCCUGGCCGGCGGCGGCGGCGGCGGCGAUGUGCUGGCGGCCCACGAGGACACGUGCGUCCGGCGCGCGCAGGCCGUCCAGCAGAGGGGCAUCUCGCUGCUGCACGAGGUGGACACGCAGUACAGCGCCCUGAAGGUCAAGUACGAGGAGCUGCUGCGCAGGUGCCAGGAGGACGCCGCCGACGGGCUGGCCCACAAGGCCGUGCAGACUCCCGGGGCCCUGGCCAGGGAGCCCGCGCCCAGCGCCGCCCCGCGCUCCCCGCCCCGGCCGGCCGCCGGCACCCCCGACCCGCUGGGCUCCCCGGCCACCGCCGACGCGUCGCCCCCCGAGUACAAAGCGCUCUUCCAGGAGAUCUUCAGCUGCAUCAGCAAGACCAAGCAGGAGAUCGACGAGCAGAGAACCAAGCACCCGGCGCUCUCCUCCCACUCCUAGCCGCCCCUCUGCCCGGCCCCCCUGGCCCGGCGGGCGC
Sorex fumeus (smoky shrew) is the source of this 1710-nucleotide messenger RNA. It is a transcript of the gene CDR2, whose product is annotated as cerebellar degeneration related protein 2. Lineage: Eukaryota; Metazoa; Chordata; Mammalia; Eulipotyphla; Soricidae. The transcript is spliced from 5 exons. The record is from RefSeq and is a predicted model, not a curated record. The coding region runs from base 300 to 1673 and encodes 457 amino acids.